Phytophthora sojae is the source of this 2475-nucleotide messenger RNA. RefSeq lists its product as hypothetical. The record is from RefSeq and is a predicted model, not a curated record. The transcript is spliced from 2 exons. Gene Ontology annotation, cellular component: spindle pole centrosome; spindle midzone; chromosome passenger complex. Gene Ontology annotation, biological process: mitotic spindle organization; regulation of cytokinesis; protein phosphorylation. Gene Ontology annotation, molecular function: ATP binding; protein kinase activity. The coding region runs from base 1 to 2475 and encodes 824 amino acids. NCBI's taxonomy places the organism in Eukaryota, Oomycota, Peronosporomycetes, Peronosporales, Peronosporaceae.
AUGAAGGUGCGUCAGCUGCUCGGCUGGACACGCCCCGCCACGCCCACAGACAUGGCGGAUCUAGGCAGCAGCAACAACAGAGACCACCACCACUACGACGAGGACGAGGGACCCCCGUUCGAACCCGACAUGGGCAAGCUCAGCAUCGACGAUCUGACCACGCCCGAGCCCGGCGCCCCACGCGCGGGCAACAACAACUGCCCCAAGGAGAUGGAGGCCAAGCAUGAAGACGGACCAGAGGAACCGGAAGAUAAGGCGUCGACGAUCUUCUCACCGGCGUGCAGUGCCCCCGAGAAAGGCGCGACUCGACCUCGGACCUCCCGAUGCGGUAGCGACGGCAGUAGCGACAGCAGCACUGCGUCUUCGUCUCGGUCUCGGUCGGGUGCAGCCAUCCCGACGAGCUCUGGAUCGUCAAUGGCUGCUGCGGGGGUCCAGAUCGCGUCCCCCACGGCGUCGCCUGUCCCCAAGGUGACGUUCCGCAAGGGCGAGAAGAGCUUCCUCGACUUCCACCAGCACUACGCCAUAACCCGGCACUUGGGCGAGGGCUCGUACUCGACGGUCAAGCAGGUCACGCACCGCAAGAAGGGCGGCUUCUACGCAUGCAAGAUCGUGGACAAGUUGAGUCUCUCGGACGUGGAUCGCGCCGCGCUCUCGCACGAGGUGCGCGUGCUGUCGAGCGUUAGCCACGUCAACAUCAUGCGGCUGUACGAAGUCAUCGAGGACGACGCCAAGUGCUACCUGGUCACGGAACUGGCGGAAGGCGGCGACCUGUUCGACCGCAUCGUCAAGCAGGGCAAGUUCCCCGAGCGCGAGGCGCAGAAGGUCACGGCUGCGCUCGUGGAGGCGCUGCACUACUGCCACACGCACAGCAUCAUCCAUCGCGACGUCAAGCCCGAGAACGUGCUGCUGUCUGGCGACGACGUGAAGCUCUGCGACUUCGGCUUCGCUCGACAACUCAACCACCAGGAGGAACAGGCCUCGGACUCGUGCGGUACACCAGGCUACGCGGCUCCGGAGAUCUUGGACGGACGUUCGUACGGCCUCGAAGUGGACGUGUUCUCGCUCGGCGUCGUGACGUACAUCAUGCUGUGCGGCUACCCCCCGUUCCCCAUGAAGCUCGCGCAGCUACGAACACAUCGGUUCAAUGUGCGCUACCCUUCUAAAGACUGGGCUGCCAUUCACCCGGACGUCAAGACACUCAUUUCCAAGAUGCUGCAUGUCGACCCGAAGGAGCGGCCGUCGAUGGCCGUGCUGCGGUGUCACCCGUGGAUCCAGGCGGGUAGAAUCACGCUCGAGCGUCUGCGUCGAGAGAACGAGGAGCGUCGGCGUCUUGCAGACCUCACGCGACGUCAGCAGGCAGCGUCAGCGAUCCGCAAGAAGCUGGUUAUGGGCGGCUUUGAAGCCGUCAAGUACGGCCGCAAUGGGCUCCCGCAUCGUACCAAGCUGCGGUUGUCGACUGACGGUAAAGUUCUCAGCUGGCAGCCCAAGCUGCUCAAGCGCAGCUUGCUACGCUACCAGAACGCGCGCAGCUUCACGAGUUUGUUUGGUAUUGGCGGCAAGGAGAACAACGGGACGAGCCAGCCGGAUCUGCACGCUGCGCAACCCGAAGCAAACAGAAUCCCGGCUGGUGGUGUCGCCGGUACGCCUAGGCCCGACCCGGAGGAGUCCGAACAGAGUGCUAACGCUUCGUCUCCCCAUUCCUGUGACAGCUCGAGUAGCAGCACUUCCGACGCUAUUAACGAGAAGCGUCUGUGGUGGCGCUCGCUGCGUCGGGAACGGGGUGCGAAGACUGAGCGCACUGCGAGCGGCGGAUUCACGCUCAACUUUGCCACUCGACAGACCGGCAGCACCCCGUCAUCGCCCAUAACCCCUCCAGCAGCGAAGAUGCUGCGCAUGCGGUCACCAAGCGCGACUCUGGAGCAGCCCGUGACCCCGUCAGCUACAUCUCCGGAUCGCCUGGACGACUCCAUCAAGCUGCACGACAUCCGAGAGAUGCUUGACGGUGACGACGCCCCAUUCUUCGCCGGUCACGCCAUGAACCUGCCCAAUACUUCCAAGCGCGCAGUGGACCCGGCGUGCGUGCUGUCAGUGUGCACUCGGUUCCGCGAGCUCCACCUCGAGUUCCCGAACGAAGGCGUACGCGAUGGCUUCAUGUAUUUACUGCAGCAGGCGACGCUGCCACUUCAGCAGAGCGACAAGCGCCAGCCUCCGCGUCUGAUGAAGUCGACAUCUGCACCGCCGCCAGCUCCGAUCAAACUGCCUGACCGAGUUCAGGAACCUUUUGUGCCCAUGACGCCACCCGAGGAGGAGUCCAAGAUGCAGUCCGAUGAACAAAGUGUAAUGAUCCAGCAACAAGCCGACAAAACGAACCGCCGUGAACAUGAACAUAGCAGUCGACCGGAAGUCGACGACGAAGAUGUCCAGACCGUAGCGAAGGAAGCGACGGCCGCCAGCCCCAACAACCAGGACGAAUGA